AUGUCUAUGACCAUGGAAGAUUGCGCGGUAGCCCGGCCAGGCUUCCCUCGGCCGUUCCCGGACACGCCAUCAAAUGUUAUGGAACAGUUUCAAAUGAAGGGCAAAGUGGUUGCCGUCACUGGCGCUGCUGAUGGACUUGGUCAUGCAAUUUCGGAGGCUAUGGCCGAAGCAGGUGCCCAUGUUGCCUUGUGGUAUAAUUCGAAUGACGUUGCCAUUGAGAAGGCUAAGGAAUUAGAGAAACAGCAUCGUAUCAAGGCUUCUGCAUAUAAGGUUGAUGUUUCGGACUCUACUCAAGUCUCGGAAACUAUUGCCAAAGUUGUGAAGGACUUUGGCAAGUUCGAUGUUUUCGUCGCCAAUGCUGGUAUGGCAAUUUCAAAGCCUAUUUUGGAGCAAAGCCUGGAUGAAUACCGUAAACAGAUGUCUGUGAAUGUUGAUGGAAUUGUUUAUUGUGCAAAGUAUGCCGGCGAGGUGUUUAAACGCCAGGGAUUUGGCAAUCUGAUUAUCACUUCAAGCAUGAGUGGGCACAUCGUCAACGCACCAACCGAUCAACCCGUCUACAACGCAACCAAGGCAUAUGUAACCCACUUUGGGAAAUCCCUCGCCCGUGAGUGGCGCGAGUUUGCGCGCGUCAAUAUUGUCUCACCAGGCUUCUUCGAUACCAAGAUGGGUGCAAGCCCCGAGACUGUUCACGAGGCGUACCGUAUGUCAUCGCUUGGAAGACAGGGUCACGUCAAAGAAAUUAAGGGAUUGUACUUGUAUCUGGCUAGUGAUGCUUCCACUUACAUGACUGGAAGUGAUGUGAUCAUUGACGGAGGGUAUGUCUUGCCCUAG
This is a messenger RNA of Penicillium antarcticum, 831 nucleotides long. RefSeq lists its product as uncharacterized. The coding region runs from base 1 to 831 and encodes 276 amino acids. Gene Ontology annotation, cellular component: intracellular anatomical structure. The record is from RefSeq and is a predicted model, not a curated record. The transcript has 5 exons. Gene Ontology annotation, molecular function: oxidoreductase activity, acting on NAD(P)H, oxygen as acceptor. NCBI's taxonomy places the organism in Eukaryota, Fungi, Ascomycota, Eurotiomycetes, Eurotiales, Aspergillaceae.